AUGUCAAAGCCAGUACACAGCAAAAAUGAAAUACUGAGGUCCAACACUGGUUUGACCAUCAAUCCAUCCAAAGCCUAUUCACGCUCAGAAACAAGAUAUAAACUGACAGGACUUACUAUAUUUCAAGGAGGACUUUUCAGGCAAAGUCAAGCAAUCAAGAACAGGUUUCCAUCCAGGGCCACAGGUACACCAAGACUCGAGGAGCAUAUGCUCAUUGUCUUUUGUAUGCUUCUAGUGCCUUCCGUCCAGGUCAAGCAUCAGGGAUCCGAUCAGAGUCCACGGUUAUCAGGUAUAUCAAAACUCGAUGAGCAGUUACUCAUUUGUUUUUGUAUAUUUGUAGUAUCCAUUCCAUCCAGGUCAAGCUUCAAGGUCCAGGUCAAGGUCCACGGUUUUCAGUAUCCAUUCCAUCCAGGUCAAGCUUCAAGGUUCACGUCAAGGUCCACGGUUUUCAGAUCAAGGUCCACGGUUUCAGUAUUCAUUCCAUCCAGGUCAAGCUUCACGGUUAACGUCAAGGUCCACGGUUUUCAGGUCAAGGUCCACGGUUUCAGGUCAAGCUUCACGGUUAACGUCAAGGUCCACGGUUUCCAGAUCAAGGUCCACGGUUUUCAGUAUCCAUUCCAUCCAGUAUCCAUUCCAUCCAGGUCAAGCUUCAAGGUUCAGGUCAAGGUCCACGGUUUUCAGUAUCCAUUCCAUCCAGUAUCCAUUCCAUCCAGGUCAAGCUUCAAGGUUCAGGUCAAGGUCCACGGUUUUCAGUAUCCAUUCCAUCCAGGUCAAGCUUCAAGGUUCAGGUCAAGGUCAGCGGGUUCAGGUCGAGGUCCACGGUUUCAGUAUCCAUUCCAUCCAGUAUCCAUUCCAUCCAGGUCAAGCUUCAAGGUUCAGGUCAAGGUCCACGGUUUUCAGGUCAAGCUUCAAGGUUCAGGUCAAGGUCCACGGUUUUCAGAUCAAGGUCCACGGUUAUCAGUAUCUAUUCCAUCCAGGUCAAGCUUCAAGGUUCACGUCAAGGUCCACGGUUUUCAGAUCGAGGUCCACGGUUUCAGUAUCCAUUCCGUCCAGGUCAAGCAUCAGGGAUCCGAUCAGAGUCCACGGUUAUCAGUAUCCAUUCCAUCCAGGUCAAGCUUCAAGGUCCAGGUCAAGGUCCACGGUUUUCAGGUCAAGCUUCAAGGUUCAGGUCAAGGUCCACGGUUUUCAGGUAUAUCAAAACUCGAUGAGCAGUUACUCACUUGUUUUUGUAUAUUUCUAGUAUCCAUUCCAUCCAGGUCAAGCUUCAAGGUUCAGGUCAAGGUCAACGGUUUUCAGAUCAAGGUCCACGGUUUCAGUAAUAUAUCCAAAGAAACUGGUAUACCUGUAACCCUUGAUAGAGAUUGA
This is a messenger RNA of Phycomyces blakesleeanus NRRL 1555(-), 1365 nucleotides long. RefSeq lists its product as hypothetical. Bases 1 to 1365 code for a protein of 454 amino acids. Lineage: Eukaryota; Fungi; Mucoromycota; Mucoromycetes; Mucorales; Phycomycetaceae. The transcript is spliced from 18 exons. The record is from RefSeq and is a predicted model, not a curated record.